UGUUAGUAAGUCCAGCAAUGAAGGUAUGGCAUUAAGUGCCACCGUAGUGACGAGCUGAUCGUGCUAGUGAAUGGAUAGAGGUUGUAGGUGUGGUUAUUACGCCGCAGCUCAGAUCGCUGAGCUGCCGGGCGUAACAGAUGAGAGCGCAACACUGCUGGCGAUGGAUGCGGCUUUAUAGGGAGAAACUUUUAGGAUAUCGCAAGUUUGGAGGAAUUGAGCCAGACAGACUGAUUUUCAGAAUAACUCGCAGGAAGAUAAGCCAAAAAGCUGAUGAGGCAGCAGACCCCAGUACUGUGUAAGCCUCGUUCUUUCUGCUGAACACCAAACCUCGGGCAGAUCAGCAUGGGGAACAGCGACAGCCAGCCAGCGGUUCCCAGCGCCGCGGGGACCGGCUUCUCGUUACCCCGGCGACCAAAGCCCUGCUCGCUGAGAUUCCGGCCCACUAAAAGGAAGGUGCUGCCGCCACAAAGCUGGUGGAAGGGCCGUGAGGUUGGCCAAGGCAGCAGAUUGCGGACUUCCUUUGUGCACAACCAAUACAGCUGUUUUGGCGAGCUGACCACUGACCGCUGUGACCGCUACCAUGCCUCGAGUGGAACUGCGUCGCCAUGGGACCUAGGGGGGGACGCCACUGGAGUGCUGUACGCAGAGCGUGAUGCUGGUCUGGAUAGACCAGUUGGGCCGGUGCACCUAUUGCGGUUGGCAGGGGCGUCAGACCACGCGGAGGCAAACGCGCCCCCCCUCCGGACCAGCAAGGGCAGCUCGCUGAGCUCAGAGGGCUCCUGGUACGACUCGCCCUGGGGACCCAUAGGCGAGCUCAGUGAUGCGGACAGGUCUUGCUCAUCGGGACACAUCGAGGACACCCGGGACAGUGCAAGCUCAUCGGGCCCUAUGGAGGAAAGCAGCGGCGGAGGCAGAACCAUGAUAGAUGCCAGCCCUCCUGCCCCUUCUGGGGACCCUUUGGCCUCGCAGGUCGACCUGAGGGGGUUCCACAGUUUGACGCCCACAACCUUCGCCAACCUCUACAGCAACCCCAGGGUCACAUCCUGCUCCUUGGUGUCAGGAGGAGGCGCCGAGAAGUCGUGCCCCGAGCCUGGGGACUUCAGUUCGCACACGUUACCCUGCCGCAAAGCUGUACCCGACACUGACAGCAGCAGCAGAAAGAGCAUGCUGAAGGGCCGCAUGCGACGCCUCGGCGACUGGACAGGAAGCCUGAGCCGCAAGCGCAGGAGGCUGCAGAGUAACGACCCAGAGUCUUUGGACAGCGGUGUGGAUGUGCAGAUGGACAGCUCCACGUCCCUGCCCUGGUACCUGGGACCCUACCAAGCGACCCCCAGCUCCACAUACGCAAGCACUCUGCCAACACGUCACCGCCGCGACGAAGAUGACGAUCGCAGAACCUUCAGGCAGAAUGUCUACGAGACUUUCAUGCGGGAACUGGAGACAGUCCAUGGGGCAGAUGAGCUGGAGCCCAGCGAGGAGACCGAGGAGACCAGUAGUGGCUCCGGUGGCUCCUUGGAGCAGCUGGACCUGCUGCUGGAGAAGGAACGCGGCCUGGUGCGGCGAGCCGGCUGGCUGUCCUUCAAACCGCUCAUCACCCUACACAAGGACAGAAGGUUGGAGCUCAUGCCACGACGGCGGUGGAGGCGAUACUGGGUCACCCUCAAAGGUUGCACGCUCCUGUUCUACGAGAGCUUCGGAAAGAGCUUGGAGGGGCAAGAUGCUGCCGUACACUACGCCCUCUUCGCCGAGGGCAGCAUUGUGCAGGCCGUCCCUGAGCAUCCCAAGAAGGAGAACGUCUUCUGUCUGAGCAACGCUUAUGGAGAUGUUUACCUCUUCCAGGCAGAAAGUCAGACGGAGCUGGAGAACUGGGUGGCGGCGGUGCACUCGGCCUGCGCAUCGCUCCUGGCCCGGCAGCAUGGCAAGGCAGAUGCACUGCGCCUCCUGCGCAGCCAGACACAUGGACUGCUGCAGAAGGUUGACAUGGAUGGCAAGAUGAAGAAGAUGGCAGAACUGCAGCUGUCGGUUGUCAGUGACCAGAAGAACCGCAAGGCCAUUGAGAGCCAGAUUGAGCAAUGGGAGCGGAAUCUGGAAAGGUUCCACAUGGAUCUGUUCCGAGUCCGAUGUUACCUGGCCAGCCUACAAGGGGGCGAGCCCCCAAACCCCAAGAUGCUCCUGGCAGCUGCCAGCCGGUCCUCUAAGGCAACACUCAGCCGCCUGGGCAUCUUCUCUGUGUCGUCCUUCCAUGCUCUGGUGUGCUCUCGUGAUGAGGCCACCCUAAAGAAGCGCUCUCGCUCCCAGUCACAUGGCAUCCGGGGCAGGCGAGGCCUUCUCUCCUCGUUAAAGGGCCUGGACACCCUGACUCGACGUGGCCGCAACAAGAAGCAGCCCAUCUCACAGGUUUUGGAGAAGAACUCUGAAGGUCAGCUUGGCUGUUUGCUCGCCUGCAACUUUGAGGAGCAGAAACUGGAUGACCUGGCUAAUCAUUACUCCAUAGCACCACCCGAAGGCAAUCUCUGGGACAAUGGCUUGAAGACUCCAGUGUACUUCCUGGAUAACCAAGUCAUUAAUGUUACCAUUAAGCAUGAUCACACUGUUGCAGACGUGCUGUCCUUAGCCUGCAAGGUGAGGCAGCUAGACCCGGGUCAGCACUGCCUGCGUGUGAGCAUGGGGAUGGGCCCAGAGACCGAGUUCAUCACACCAGCACCCGGGGACCUUGCCCAGGGGAUGCAGCAAUGUGGCAAGCUGCUGAUCUUCCCCCUGAACUUGCAUACCAUGCGGCUGAGCCGGCCGGAUAGCUCGGUGGACUACGGCUUCGCUGUCACAGGCCAUGUGGACGGAUCACGGACCAGCCACAUUUUCGUGAGUGACAUCAAUCCGGAUGGGCUUGCUUUUACUGAAGGGCUGAGACCAGGCGACGAGAUCUUGGUCCUCAAUGGCUCAGAUGUGUCCACCCUAGACCUGGGCCUCAUGCAUACGCACUUUGGCCAGCUGAAGGUCAGCCUGGUCCUCCGACGGGAGGAUGUUGCCCUGGAGGACCAGAGCCCCAUCUGGCCAGAUGCUCGUCCUACGGACUUCAUCCUGCCGGUGCCUACUCCCUGCCCCCUGGGGGUCUGUGCUGACAUGCAGGAUGAGCAACUCAGUGCCCAGCUAUCUGCAGAUGCAGCUGCUGGCUCCGACGUCACCUGCAGAUCUGUAGGCCCCUGUCAUGAUGAGAAGCCUGAUCUAGCUAAUGGGCAUGGCCAGCACCUCCAGGGCAUGGGGACUGUGAGUACGCUGAUGCCAGAAGCCCAGGAGACCCUGGGGUGUCUAAUAGAGCUCCAGAGGGACCCCCAGGCUGGUCUUCCACAGCCCCCCUGCCCCCGGAACAGGCCGUCCACUGAGAAGUUACGCAAAGUCAUGCAGGAGCUGGUCGACACGGAGAAAUCGUACGUCAAGGAUCUGAGCUGCCUGUUUGAGAUCUACCUGAAACCCCUGCAGAGCCAGACCUUCCUGAGCCUAGCUGAGAUGGAGUCUCUGUUUGGGAGCUUGCCGGAGAUGCUAGAGUUCCAGAAGGUCUUCCUGCAGACGUUGGAGGACCGCAUCUCCUCUUCUCCAGACUUUAGCACCCUCGAGACCCCUGACCAAGUCAAGAAGCUUCUGCUCUCUUUGGGUGGCUCCUUCCUCUACUACGCGGACCACUUCAAACUAUACAGUGGAUUCUGUGCCAACCACACCAAGGUGCAGAAAGUCCUGGAGAGAGCUAAGACUGACUGGGCCUUUAAGGAAUUCCUUGAAGCCAAGAACCCCACCAAGCAGCACUCGUCUACCCUGGAGUCGUAUCUGAUCAAGCCAGUGCAGAGGGUGCUGCGGUACCCACUGCUUCUGCGGGAGCUAGUGUCCCUAACGGAGGCGGGCAGCCAGGAGCACCUUCACCUCUCAGAGGCUUUGAAGGCCAUGGAGAAGGUAGCCAGUCAUAUCAACGAGAUGCAGAAGAUCUAUGAGGAUUACGGUGUCGUGUUUGACCAGCUGGUGGCCGAGCAGAGCAGUACUGAAGAGGUCACAGAGAUCUCCAUGGGCGAGUUCCUCAUGCAUUCCUCAGUGACGUGGCUUAACCCGCUGCCUUCGCUGGGCCGUAUGAGGAAGGACCCGGAGCUGACUGUGUUUGUUUUCAGGAGAGCUGUCAUCCUGGUGUGCCGGGACAGGAGCAGAGUGAAGAGGAGAGCGGCAGCAGCACGCUCAGCCACAUCUCAGGGCGACCCAGACCCCUUCCGGUUCCGCUGGCUAGUCCCCCUGUCGGCCCUGCAGGUCCGCCUGGGCAACACUGCAGGAUCAGAGCCUAACUGCAUCUGGGAGUUGAUCCACACUAAGUCAGAGCUGGAGGGGAGACCAGAGACACCAUUCCAGCUCUGCAGCAGCUCGCUGGAGGCCAAGGCCACCAUUGUGAGGGCCAUCCGCUCCCUGCUGAGGGAGGGGACGAGGAGGACCGGCCCGCCCUGGAGGGGCAGCCGGGAACGGCUUGCUUCAACGCCUAACGGGGCAGGGGCCUCCCUGACGACCUGGCUGCUUAAAGGCCCACAGGCCCCCACUGAUGCCCUGGACAGCAGUCAGCUGAAAUCAGAUGAGGGCACUCAGAGCUGUGGUACCCGGAGCAGUGCAUCUGACCUGGGGGACCUUCUCCAAGAACAGAGUGGCUCCUGGCACGCCCAGGAACAGUCCCUGGCCCCUCAGCAGCCUCUCAGUGACGUCCCAAGCAGGAAGGAUGCUGAGAGGCAGGGCCCGCAGCACGACUUCCUGACCAGCACCAUCGAGGCCCAGCUACGGAGACUCUGGCUUGUGGAGGAGAAGGCUUUCUCCUGGCCCGCCCCCUGUGUGCAGCAAGAACAGGUGGAGCUGGAUACACACACCAUCAUGGGCAGCUCAGCCCCAGCCGCUGACAACCUAUGUGAGAGCCGGGGGGAGCCGUUGGAUGGCACAGCCAGCGCUGACCUCAGCGUCCUGCUGGAGAGGGACUUCAGCGUUCACAGCCUAACCUCUGUUGUCAGCGAGGACUGUUUUUAUGACAAGUCUGAGCGCUGGGCCCCCUGUGCCCGGCCCUCAAGUGCAGGGGCAUCCAGCUGCAGCCCCGAUUGACCCCUUUAAAAUCUCAGCACUCUGCCUGGGACUGGUAAUCUGCGGGGCUUAGGGUGCCCCAGUGCACCCUGGUGUCUCUUAUAUAAAAAGAAAUAUAUUCUGAAAUGAAUCCAAAUUGGACUCGAGAGGGAAUUACAAACUGGCAAGGUGUUAAAAGGUCACCAUGCCCCCCUCCACCUGACUGCAGUGGCAGUUUGUACCCCUGUGCUCCAACUGGCCUUCAGGCUAAUCCCACCACUGUUGUUGGUACACUGGACCGUGACGUACCAGCAGGGGGCAGCAUCCCCUGUACUGUGCAGCCUGUGCCAUUAGUGCUGUGUGCCUGCAUUUGUAACAUUGCUUCUUUUCUUUUCAUUUUUUCUUAAAUUUUAUUUAUUGAUAGGUUUCUAUUUUUGUAUUGCCCAGGGGACACAAGCCAAAUGGUUUUUUUGAGUUUUAUAACGCUUGAGUAAAAAUAAGCAAUUAACUUAAAACUGCAUCAUUUUAGAAGAAUAAUGUACAAUAAUAUUUAGUCUUAAAUUAUGGGGAAAUCUUGGCUUUCAGUCUGGUGACACUGCUGUGUCAGACUCGGGGCACAACUUCAUACAUUAGUGAGCUAAAAGCGUGCCCUACGCCAUGUGGACAUGAGAGCACAACCUCUUCCGACUAUGGGAGCAAGAGUAAAAAAACGCACUGAUAUGACAUUGCAGGUCUCACUGGGAUGGACAAAGGCACCUUUGAGUACCUGCAGCCAUGGUGAUUAAAGCAGGGCAUCUGGGAUCUUUCAAACAUUAAAAAAUGCAGCUUUCGCUAAAGCUUCUAUUGUAAAUAUCUACUCUAAUUUAAUUUUAAUAUAUUUUGUACUUUAUGUGUACUUGACAUUGUAAGUAGGUUUAUGGAAAAUAAUGUUAUGUGGAAUAAAUGCAUUGUUUGCA
Brienomyrus brachyistius is the source of this 6023-nucleotide messenger RNA. RefSeq names its product rho guanine nucleotide exchange factor TIAM2-like. The record is from RefSeq and is a predicted model, not a curated record. NCBI's taxonomy places the organism in Eukaryota, Metazoa, Chordata, Actinopteri, Osteoglossiformes, Mormyridae. Gene Ontology annotation, biological process: positive regulation of axonogenesis; small GTPase-mediated signal transduction; activation of GTPase activity. Gene Ontology annotation, molecular function: protein binding; guanyl-nucleotide exchange factor activity. Gene Ontology annotation, cellular component: membrane; synapse. Bases 343 to 5109 code for a protein of 1588 amino acids. The transcript is spliced from 27 exons.